GAAUGCAGAAUGCACAAAUGUCACAAAAACCAGGCAGUUUAAUCACCAAAAACCCUUGCUAAAAAUAGCAAAAAAGCAAAAAAAAAAAAAAAAAAGCAAAAGCCCACCCAUUCUCUCUUUACCACUCCCCACCCAUUUCGUGAUUGCCGAGCGUCCAUCAGUCGAUCUGCACAGAUAGCCACAGUACACUCUCACAGAAACCCAAACCCUAGAGAGCUAAUGAUGAUGGACCAACAAACGUCGGUUCAUGAGAAACCCGAGGCCGCCUGUGGUUUGCUGGCAGGUGUAGAGGCUGAGCUUCGGCUUGUCACCGUGGAGGGGGACAACUCCACCCAUCACGGGUCGGGUCGGAUCGGAGAUCAGACCCGUGACCUUGUAGCUGCUGUUACAGGUUUCAGUGUACUCCACAGGAAGAAAAGGAUGCCAAGACAGAGGAGAUCAUCCACCAUUCAACUUCUGUCUUGUGCUCCCUCCAGCUCGCACGUGCCACCAUUCCCACUCCAAUCCCUUCCUUCUCUCCCUGCUCGUGAAAUUGAUCCGAGGAGGUUGAGAUUCCUAUUCCAAAAGGAGCUUAAGAACAGUGAUGUAGGCUCCCUCAGGAGAAUGGUACUACCAAAGAAAGCAGCAGAGGCUCAUCUCCCUGUCCUCGACUCCAAGGAAGGAAUUCUGAUUAACAUGGACGACUUGGAUGGCCUGCGUGUAUGGAGUUUCAAGUACAGGUAUUGGCCCAAUAACAACAGCCGAAUGUAUGUACUAGAGAAUACUGGGGAUUUUGUGACUACGCAUGGAUUGCAGCUCGGAGACUUCAUCAUGAUUUACCAAGACAACCAAAAUCAGAACUACGUGAUUCAGGCUAAAAAGGCUUCUGAUCAAGAUGUAUUUACAGACAUAACUAGGAAUGCAGUAAAUGACCUGUUUCUUCAUGAUUAUGAGCCUACUAAACAAGGUUCCUUUUAUGCGAAUUAUCCCACGGUGGAUGAUACGAGUAUGUCGUUUAUCUACGACAGUACCACAACCUUCUCAAACGACUCGCCGCUUGAUUUUUUGGGGGGAUCCUUGACAAACUACUCAAGAAUCGGAUCUUUGGAAGGCUUCGGAUCUGGUGAUCAAGAAUUCUCUCUUGAUGACUUCCCCUUCUAUUGAUAUGAGUACUUCAUACUGGUGGUGUCGUAUUAACAUUAAACAAUGGGGAAGUAUCUGCUGGAACCACCUGUAACAAUGGGUUCAACCCCAUUUUCCUAUUUGAGGAAGCGGUGUACUUUUGGCAUACUUGCAUAUAUUUGUAAUAAAUAGUAGCAACUAGCAAGUGUAAAACUUUGACGUCUCCUAAGCUUCUUUAAUUUUAC
Corylus avellana is the source of this 1346-nucleotide messenger RNA. Its product is annotated as B3 domain-containing transcription factor FUS3. Gene Ontology annotation, molecular function: DNA binding; DNA-binding transcription factor activity. The record is from RefSeq and is a predicted model, not a curated record. NCBI's taxonomy places the organism in Eukaryota, Viridiplantae, Streptophyta, Magnoliopsida, Fagales, Betulaceae.